CUUUAAAAAGUACGUACUGUUAACAGCUGCUUCCUUUUUUCUCGCCGGUCCUUCCCCCUUGCCCCGCCCCGCCUACUCUACCCGGGCGGGAGUUGUUUCCACGAUGAAGUGAGAGAAAACCCGAGUGACCCAGUGUCUCCCGUGGUGCGAGUGAGUCGCUGCCGCUGAAGGCAAAGGCUGGGCGUGGGCCUGGGGGGCGGAAGGCAGGUGGCCCCCGGGCGCGGCCUGGAUUUGGGAGAAGAACCUGCCCCCUUUGCCUCAGCGGUGCCCGCGGCCUGGGUCGGGGCCGGGUCGUAGGGAAGGCUCCCCGGGGUGUGUGGGACCAACCCCCUGGUGUGCCAGGGGCGCCGCCUGAGCAGAGCCGCAGGGACCGCUCCAUCGAGGCCUGUGCCCCUUUCCGUGGCCACCAUGGUGCUCCUGGGCAGCAGCCUUCGCAGCCGCCUGAGGGUGAGGAUGUGGGCGCCGGGGAAGUUGGAAGUGACUCCGCUGUUUUCCCUCCUGGCUCCUUCGGGCAGCAGCUGCCCGCCCCCGGUAUACACUGUAGCUGAUCGCAGGGAAACCCUGACCCUCUCCCCGUCCUUCUCGACCGAUUUUGCACUGUUCUCUUUGCUCACCUCCAAGUGUAAUCAAUAACGGCACUGACAGCACAGCAGUAGCGAGACCGGGAGUGACUGGGGAUAAGUAGGCGCCGCAGCCAUGGGCCGGGCUGGGUGAGACCCCAUCGGGCAUUUCCGUUUCAUUCACCUUCCCUGUUCCGAGGUUUCUGGGAGGUUGUGUUGGUGGGUUUUUUCUUUAUUUUUUUCUUUUCUUUUUUUUUUUUGGUACUUGGAAAGCAAAGAUCACACUUUCCCUCCCUGUUCCCUCAUCACCCCUUUUCUAAAACAGGGUGUGGAGUCCGGAUGGAUUGCAAGGGUUGACCUGGUGUCGGCUGUGUUUUAGUGCACACUUAGGUCCUGGUCUUCGGCUUCGCGCCUCCCGUAAGGCCUUCGUUUGGCAGUGAAGCCAAAUGUAUUUUCAAAAAAAUUAGUUCAAGUAUUUUCUCCGCUUUUAUUUCCUCCCCUUCCCCCGCCCCACCCCAAACGUUGUUGUCCAGAUAUGACUGGGGAGCGCCUUUCAUUUCUCGGCCCUGUGAUGUGACGGUCUGCGGGUACUGCCAGAAGGCGCAGUUUUGGGUUUCAGUCGUGAUUUUGGCCACUCAAUCAUAUUAGCAGGGGAAAAAUGACUUGUUUCUGUUGUACUUGAGUCUUAAGAAAAAGUGCCCAUAGUUUAGCGACAGUUUCCAAAGGCUUUAGUACCACCUGCAUUUGAAAAUGGGGGACCCAAACUCCCGGAAGAAACAAGCUCUGAACAGACUCCGUGCUCAGCUUAGGAAGAAGAAAGAGUCUCUAGCUGACCAGUUUGACUUCAAGAUGUACAUCGCCUUCGUGUUCAAGGAGAAGAAGAAGAAGGCGGCCCUGUUUGAGGCGUCUGAGGUGAUCCCGGUCAUGACGAACAACUACGAGGAGAGCAUCCUGAAAGGCGUGCGCGACUCCAGCUACUCCCUGGAGAGCUCCACGGAGCUCCUGCAGCGGGACGUGGUGCAGCUGCACGCCCCGCGGUACCGCUCCAUGAGGAGGGACGUGAUCGGCUGUACUCAGGAGAUGGACUUCAUUCUCUGGCCCCGGAACGACAUCGAGAAGAUCGUCUGUCUCCUCUUCUCCAGGUGGAAGGAGUCCGACGAGCCCUUCAGGCCUGUCCAGGCUAAGUUUGAGUUUCACCACGGUGACUACGAGAAGCAGUUUCUGCACGUGCUGAGCCGCAAGGACAAGACUGGAAUUGUCGUCAACAACCCGACCCAGUCCGUGUUUCUCUUCAUCGACAGGCAGCACCUGCAGACUCCAAAAAACAAAGCUACGAUCUUCAAGUUGUGCAGCAUCUGCCUCUACCUGCCGCAGGCGCAGCUGACCCACUGGGCGGCCGGCACGGUAGAGGACCACCUCCACCCGUACACGCCCGAGUAGCGCGGCGGGCGGCCGGGCGCGGCGGCCGCCUCUCCUUGUGUUCGCACCGCUUCAUUCUGUCCGAGCGUAAAGGAAAUGGACUCACGCACAGAACACUAUGCAUUUUGAAACUUGUUCAUCCUGGAUUUUUUUAAAAAUCAUUUGUAUCUCAGAACUUUAACAAAAUUGGAUGUCUCCUGCACGGACUGAGAGAGAGAAGGUGCUCCGCGUCCUCCUGCGCUGUGCCGGCACCU
Phyllostomus discolor (pale spear-nosed bat) is the source of this 2233-nucleotide messenger RNA. It is a transcript of the gene C14H6orf62, whose product is annotated as chromosome 14 C6orf62 homolog. The transcript has 5 exons. The record is from RefSeq and is a predicted model, not a curated record. Lineage: Eukaryota; Metazoa; Chordata; Mammalia; Chiroptera; Phyllostomidae. Bases 1311 to 2000 code for a protein of 229 amino acids.